AUGGAGAGGGAUUGUCCAAUGGAUGAAGAUCACAUUUGGUCGCAAGGGUUAAAUGAUGAAGUCCGGGAAACUCAAGGUUGCUGUAUUCCUCCAAAAACACCAGCUUCUCUAGCCUCGCCCACUGUUCCACCUGCUUUACAGGCACUUUUACCAGCUGAGCUGCAGAAUUCGCACAACCCUUUGAUGCCAUUGCAGCACACAUACACAACCUAUAACCCAUCACCAUAUUUCGCGGUUCAUCAUCGAGAGACAACUCAAUACUUUAACACUGAGGAUGUUUCCUUGCAAUAUCCCUACCAUCAAGGUCUCAUUCACCCACCAUCAAGACAAUAUCAUCACAGUUAUGAUGAUAGUGCAUAUUUCAGGCCGAAUCCGACAACUUUGGAAUGCUAUCGCAAUUAUUAUGACUACGGACACUUGAAUGUUGUUCAGUACUUGCAGCAAAACCAACAGUUUCAGCAACAACAAAAUUACUAUGAGAAUAUUCAGGACAAUUGGAAAGGCACUUCAAAUGUGGCGGGCUGUAGUUGGCUAGAAUUCAGCAUGGCGAUGCACAAUUUACAUCAACCCGCCGCCAAUCUUUCCCCACACAUCCAACAAAUGGCCGCCACAUUUGAACAAAGACAAGGGAACAAUUACGAAGAACCAUCACCUGAAGCAGAAGUGAGUGGUGCAUCUGCUGGAUCAGAAGUGCGACAUAGUUCCUGCAACCCUCCGCCAGCUGUGAAGCCGAAUCUGUACUCAGCUCUGCUGGCCAUCACUCAGAGAGUACCCAACAUGUGGCAUACACACUUCAGCAGUACAAGAGAGAAGUUCUCAUCCAUUUGCGUGGCAGGAGCGGAUUUUGAUUUCUUGAAUUUGAUGGGGCGUCCAACAAUCACUCUACGAUUGCGCGACAAGGCGGCAUGGAGGGCGAUUUGGCCCCACCAAAUGGAGAUGAUUACCAGCAAGAACGGCAGAAUGAAUGGUGUGAUUGACCAUCUUUCUCGCAGGAGAAUAUUCCCCACCCUCACAGUCAGCGUUGAGGGCUUGAACGCCGAUGAAAGGUACACGUUUUUCUUGGACUUGAUGCCAAAAGAUCAGAAUAUAUGCAGAUUUCAAUCCGGCCGUUGGAUUGCCAGUCAGAUUCCCAAGCCUCCUCCGCCUAAUCAAGAUACUCUUAUCUAUGUGUCACGCAGCGUAUGUGAAUGGGGAUCGAAGCUGAUGGCGGGUGGAGUGGAUUUUAAGCUCGUCAAGAUCACUAACAACGCUUGUACGGCAUUGCGCAAAAAUCAGAUAUUUGCUCGCGGCAUGCAGAUCUACCUCCCGCGCUACCACAUAGUGCGUCACGUGACAUCAGAAGAGGCAGCAGCGUGUCAACCUGAUGAAAGUGGAAGGUGUAGGGAUUUUCCAGCAGACCUCAAGCAUGUAGGCACCUACGUCAUUCCAGAAACAGAAUUCAUAGCCGUUACUGCCUACCGCAAUAAACACGUUUCUGACGCGAAGAUCAGUAUAAACCCCUACGCCAAAGCAUGCAAAAAUCGUCGGCGCUCCGCAAAAUCGUCAAAUUAG
This is a messenger RNA of Echinococcus granulosus, 1551 nucleotides long. RefSeq names its product Brachyury protein. The record is from RefSeq and is a predicted model, not a curated record. The coding region runs from base 1 to 1551 and encodes 516 amino acids. Gene Ontology annotation, molecular function: RNA polymerase II cis-regulatory region sequence-specific DNA binding; DNA-binding transcription factor activity, RNA polymerase II-specific. Gene Ontology annotation, cellular component: nucleus. NCBI's taxonomy places the organism in Eukaryota, Metazoa, Platyhelminthes, Cestoda, Cyclophyllidea, Taeniidae. Gene Ontology annotation, biological process: cell fate specification; regulation of transcription by RNA polymerase II; positive regulation of DNA-templated transcription. The transcript has 5 exons.